AUGAUGAUUGCAAGAGAAGAGAAAGCAGGGCCAUCACAACAACUGGAGGAAGAGAAGGAACUUACAACUUACUCAGAAGAGGAAGAGGAGGCAGGAAGAACUCAGUGGAGGAGAGACAAAGAUCUCAUAGAUGAGACAAUAAUCAACCGAUCUCUAACUCUGAAUGAGCUCCGAGACAUUCGAAAAGAUUACAGCCAUCAUCAAGAUUAUCUUAAGAGAGGGUAUUUCAAGGGCCCAAAAGGGUAUCGGUGGGCUUUUGGCGUAGCCGCCUUGGGAACAGAGAAAGUCAAGCAGCUGUCUACUUUGCCUGGUCUCUCAGAGGACACUUCUGUUGUGGGAUUGCUGAGGGUCGCAGAACAACAGGUGCCAAUUGCUACUACAACAGUGCACCAACAGCAAUAUCGUACCAACCGAGACUCUGUGAUUCCUAUCCAUAAGGUGAUUUGUCAACUGGAGAGCCAAGGAGUGAUCAGCAAGACCCACUCACCUUUUAACAGCCCCAUAUGGCCAGUACAAAAGUCCAAUGGAGAGUGGAGACUGAUGGAGCCAAAUUCUGGGGAGAAUGGUUUGAACUGGAGUCUCUGGCAAAAAGCACCAGAAGAGACGAGGUCAACCCCUCGGGUUUUGGAGUCGGGGAUAGAGGAUCCCAAGCCUGCUACACUCCGACUGAAAAAGAGACCUCAUCCACACGCAACAUUAGCACCACAUACUGUCCUUUGCACAGUUGCAGUUAUAGUGGUCUGGUCCCUUGUGGAGAAAGGUUACCUGUUCUACAUGCUCAUAGCCUGCAUGUGUGAGCUUAAAGAGGUAGUGAACAGUGUUUAUGCAGGGACUUGUGGUUUUGAGCUUACAUGUUUUGAUUACGUACGGCUGAAACUGACAGAGAUGCCAUGUAUGGCAGCUGCUUCUAGUGCAACGUCAGCAGUUAGUGUCACUGGAGGACUCGGACAUGACACAGAAAACAAUCCCUGGACUGAAGUAGUGCCUAUAGGUUUGGUCUUCCACAUCAUGCUGACCUGCGGAGGAGUAGUGUACUCCCUUGGGGAUUGUGCUGAUGCAAGGAAAUAGGUCUCUAACACUUCCAAGUACGGUGAUGGGAGGAAAGAGAAUAGAAUUCUGACUGGGAAAAUAAGCAUUCCCAUGGAUGCUACUGCCUUGAUCACCAUGGGAAAAAAUGUCAAAUUAAUUUAUAUUGUGACAAGCCAGCUGAAUGGCUGCUUCCUAUAUGUUCAGAAGAUAGAUUACUUUGACACUAAGACAGGGAAGGUGGUGCGAUACCUCACCUUCUGUAUUGAAUUCAAUCAUAAGCCGUUGUCUUUUCCACAGGAAAACAUCCUGAGUGUGCACAGCUCAAAAAAAACUUGCAGAAAAAGAAAUAAAAGACGACCUCAGGAAUAUUCUCUCAGUCCAAAUACCUUCUGAUUACAUCAGAAAGGUGGGAAAUGGAAAAUUCUGGCAGAUCCUUCAGAAGUUCUUGACCAUUCA
Tauraco erythrolophus (red-crested turaco) is the source of this 1485-nucleotide messenger RNA. The record is from RefSeq and is a predicted model, not a curated record. Lineage: Eukaryota; Metazoa; Chordata; Aves; Musophagiformes; Musophagidae.